GUGACUUGGGCGGCUGGCCUAAGUAGGGUGGCCGAGCCAGGAUUCGGGUUUGGGAGCCCUGCAGACCUGCGGGCAUGCUCUAGCGCCCGCGAUGAUGAAUACCCGCAUGGGGGCGGCAUCUAGACUGCCCCUAUAUGGGUGUGAGAGUGCAACAGAAUGGAAUUCGGCAUUGUUCCUAUAUAACUUCCCGGAAACAUCUCUAUGUUGAUAAAAAUACAAAGGUUAUUUGCCAGGGUUUCACCGGUAAGCAGGGCACCUUUCAUAGCCAGCAGGCAUUGGAAUAUGGCACCCAGCUAGUUGGGGGAACCACUCCAGGGAAAGGCGGCAAGACACAUCUGGGCUUACCAGUCUUUAACACCGUGAAGGAGGCCAGAGAACAGACAGGAGCAACAGCUUCUGUCAUUUAUGUUCCUCCUCCUUUUGCGGCUGCUGCCAUCAAUGAAGCUGUUGAGGCGGAAAUGCCCUUGGUCGUGUGCAUUACUGAAGGUAUCCCACAGCAGGACAUGGUGCGGGUCAAGCACAAACUGCUGCGCCAGGGAAAGACCAGGCUGAUCGGGCCCAACUGCCCUGGAGUCAUCAAUCCUGGAGAAUGCAAAAUUGGCAUCAUGCCUGGCCAUAUUCACAAGAAAGGAAGAGUUGGUAUCGUAUCCAGGUCUGGGACCCUGACUUACGAAGCAGUUCACCAAACAACACAAGUUGGACUGGGGCAAUCUUUGUGCGUCGGCAUUGGAGGUGAUCCUUUUAAUGGCACCGAUUUUAUUGACUGCCUUGAAAUCUUUCUGAAUGAUCCAGCCACAGAAGGCAUCAUAUUGAUUGGUGAAAUUGGCGGUAAUGCAGAAGAAAAUGCUGCAGAAUUUUUGAAACAACAUAAUUCAGGUCCCAAGGCUAAGCCUGUGGUGUCCUUCAUUGCUGGUUUAACCGCUCCUCCCGGCAGGAGAAUGGGUCAUGCAGGGGCAAUUAUUGCUGGAGGAAAAGGUGGAGCCAAAGAGAAGAUCUCUGCCCUUCAGAGCGCAGGAGUUGUGGUCAGCAUGUCCCCUGCACAGCUGGGAACCACCAUCUAUAAGGAAUUUGAAAAAAGGAAGAUGCUAUGAAAGAAAAAACAAGAAGUUCCCUAAACCUAUGGAGUGAAUCACCAUGAAAAUGUGCACCAGUGGCUGUUUGCUUCUGUUGUCCCCUGAUUGUCAACCUGUGCGCCUGUCACUGGUCUGUCAGUAUAUCAGGAAGCCCGAGCAAGGUUCAGAAUGUCCUAGAUUGAGAUGUUUCCAUCGCAUCGUAUCACAGACAGCCAAUAAAAGUACCAUAUGAUUUGA
This is a messenger RNA of Hyaena hyaena (striped hyena), 1310 nucleotides long. RefSeq names its product succinate-CoA ligase GDP/ADP-forming subunit alpha (gene SUCLG1). NCBI's taxonomy places the organism in Eukaryota, Metazoa, Chordata, Mammalia, Carnivora, Hyaenidae. Bases 135 to 1091 code for a protein of 318 amino acids. Gene Ontology annotation, biological process: tricarboxylic acid cycle. Gene Ontology annotation, molecular function: succinate-CoA ligase (ADP-forming) activity; succinate-CoA ligase (GDP-forming) activity. The record is from RefSeq and is a predicted model, not a curated record. The transcript has 9 exons. Gene Ontology annotation, cellular component: mitochondrion; succinate-CoA ligase complex (ADP-forming).